Molecule: messenger RNA, 587 nt
Organism: Saprolegnia parasitica CBS 223.65
Lineage: Eukaryota; Oomycota; Saprolegniomycetes; Saprolegniales; Saprolegniaceae
Exons: 4
Coding region: 15-587 (190 amino acids)
Biological process (GO): potassium ion transmembrane transport
Cellular component (GO): voltage-gated potassium channel complex
Molecular function (GO): delayed rectifier potassium channel activity
Source: RefSeq, a predicted model, not a curated record
CGUUUCACAGCGCCAUGGCGACACGGUCAGGUGUCGGCCCUGCGCCCAUCCAGGCGGCGCGGCUCACGGCGCUCUCCGACUCGGCGCUGCUCUUGUCGCGCGUAUUGGAGCGAGAGACGCGAAAGCAGAGUGUCAUCAAGCGCGUACGACAGCCUGCGGGGCGACGCCUCGCGGAAGCCUCGCUCUUGCGCAAGGACUCGACGUCACGCGGCUGGAGUCUUCUUCGCAAUGUGCCCAUCUCGAAAACGAUUGCCGAUGUACGCCGUGGGUCUCGUCUCGGCCUGCCCUUCAUUCGCGUCGAGUCCCGUCUCUCGGGCUUGCGGCGCAGGAUCUGGUCCAUGUUCAACGACCCCAUGUCUUCGCUACUGGGCCGGUACAUUUCGUUCGUGCUGCUCUGCGCUGUCUUUGCCGGCAGCCUCAUUUUUGUGCUCCAAACCGAGCCGUCGCUGAGCUCGUUCGCAGAGCAGCUCACGACCGCCGAGCACGUGUGCAUCUACCUCUUCUCGGUCGAGUUUGUCGUGCGCAUUGCGUGUGCCCCCGACUACGUGUCGUUUUUCUGGGUACGCGUCCUCGGCGACUAUGGCUGA